ACAACAGCAACAACAACAACAACAACAACAACAGCAACAGCCAUCUACGAUUGUGAAUCUACCUCAGAAAUUACCUAUGAAUGUUCAUCCGGCUAGUGUCACGACACCAACACCCAGGAUUCAUCAACCUGUAUCGCAGCCCACUGCAUUGAAGGCAAUUAAUGGUCAACCUCAUCCUUUGAACCCUAAGGCUCAUCUACUGCAGGCGGUAGUCCCUCCAAUAGUCACCGGAACGGUGGCCAGUCCACCAACUCAGCCGCAUUUGAUGAACCCUCAACCUGUUGGCGUUAGCUGCUCUCGACCGCCUGCACCGAAACCACCGGUAACGGGUACGAUGGAACCACCAAAAGUUGAAGUGUCCAUAUCUGGCUGCAUAAUGGUGCCGACCCCUAGCCCUCAGACUCGUGGAGUGCCAAUCACAACAUAUGAUGGUCCAAUGCAUGGGAAUGCGGGUGCUGCUCCAUCAUCAGGGGGCCAGUAUGGACUUGUCCCCCCGCAUCGAUCCCAGAGUCCUCCAUUGCCCCCACCUGCCCACCAUCAUGCUAACGCUUCUCAGGGUGACGUCGUGAAUCACUUCGGUGGCCUGACGCGUGGUGGAGAACUACCACCGCAUUACAUGCAUCCUCAAGUGCUGCAGUAUCAGUAUUUGCGUGCUCAACAGGAAGCCUUGACAGCUCCGCGCAUAACGUAUCACAUUCCAAGAACUAGAUCUCCUCAUCUACCGUUAGACCCGAAAUUGGAGCCUGGCAUAGAAGAUAGUCAUAGUCCGCCUUUAGAACUUAGAAGGAGUACAAAAACACCCCAAGAUCGCACCACGGAUAGUCCUCAAGUCGCUCAAGUAUACAUGCUGCACGGAGCACCAAGAUUACCACCGCCGCCCCCGCAAUACAACGCGGGUGGAAAUCCAGCAUUAACCGCACCGGCCGCUACACGCGGAGGAUUCUACGAACCACCACCCGCACAUCUGCGUUCUCAGUAUCCAAUCGCUGCCAGCGAGGCACCUAGUGACAGAGCCAUCACACCAGACAGACCCAGGAAACACCAAGUGGCCACGCCACCACACGCCUCGCAAGUGCCACCGCAAGCAGACUCGUUUCAGAUGUUGCUGCAACGAUAUCCGGUCAUGUGGCAAGGUCUCCUGGCACUCAAGAACGACCAAGCUGCUGUACAAAUGCAUUUCGUUUUCGGUAACCCUAACGUAGCGAGGGAUAGUCUGCCCUGUAACAGCGAUGGCUCAACACCACCGUUGCGAAUUGCUCAAAGAAUGAGACUGGAACAGACGCAAGUCGACGGAGUCGCGAGGAAGAUGCAAAUGGACAAUGAACAUUGCAUGCUCCUUGCGCUACCGUGUGGUCGAGACGAGGUGGAUGUGUUGCAACAGAGUAAGAACCUUCAGACUGGAUUUAUAAUGUAUUUACAACAGAAACAGGCCGCUGGAAUUGUUAAUAUUGCUGCACCAGGAUCGCAACAGCCUGCAUACGUAGUCCACAUCUUCCCGGCGUGCGAUUUCGCAAACGAAAGUCUGGCGCGUAUCGCACCGGACUUACUUCACCGGGUCGCGAAGAUCGCCCAUUUACUCAUCGUCAUAGCCACGGUUUGAGGCCAGCCAGUGGUCUGCUGCUGGAUUACAAUCUACCGAUAUCUCUCGCCUUUACGCGCUGUAGGACGCUUCGCAUGUGGCAUGAAGCCUGGAGUGUCCUUCCGACGGAGCGCAAAGUCGUACAACAGGAUAAUGCUGAAUAGAACAGGAGAGAGGGGUUCCGUCGAAGGGAAAGGUUUCUCCUCCGAAGAUAUAUCUAUAUAUCAGUGACAAUCAAAUGGAUUUUUGGCAAACACGUGCCGAUUUGACGGGAUCGUUGGCCUAAAACGAGGGUACACGGGGUUGUGUUACUGUGGGGGAGGCUAGCCCUGUCAAUGCGUGAACAUCACCGGGCCUGUCUUCCCUCCAAAACGGAACGGUCAACGCGAUCGCAUUUGCCGCGAUGGCUCUCGCAGUAACGUUCGCCAACUGACAACUUUUGUGAGAUCGACCGACAUCACUCUUGGUCCUUCUGACAAGCGGGUCAGGCACAACCCCAGUCCUUAGUGAAGACCUUCGAUUAAGAGAAAACAAAACAUGAAAAUGACAAACCACGUGAUGUCCUCAAGGCAGAAAGAAUAACUUACACACGCAAAUAGAGACAUACACACACGAACACGAACACACCACGGACACCACGUAUACACGUAAUACACGUUCGUCCCUCGUCUAGGAAAACCGUAAAGAAAAAACAUUACCUACCGUUGCUCUAGAUGGACAGUUGAUUUCGUAAGUAAGAAAUAGAGAAAGAAAAAAAACUAACGUACCCCUACCACUAUACACGAGCUAUUUUAAGUAAGGCUUAGAUAUUAAUGAUACUGUGUAAAUUAUAAGCGAGCCAGCGAGGGCAUAACUACUGUGAUUUUAAUUAUUUAACGAUAUAUGUCUGCGUAAAGACGAAGAAAACAAAAAGUAAAAACAUAUAAAAUGGUGACCGGUGUGUCCCGGUCGCGCGCGGUAUGUGAUGUGUUUUUUGUAUAAUACUGCUCUAUAUAAAUACCUAUGUAUUAUAUUACUGUAACAAUAGUUGCUGCUGCCGCUGUUGCUGCUGCCGCUCGUGUCGAACUAGAAAGUAAAAAAAAAGAGUUACGAUCUAGACACCUCUAGUGAAGAAGAAAAAAAAAUGAGCGAAAGGACUACCUAAAUAGCGUUUAUCCCUAAUGUAAUAUAAUUUCCCAUAGCAGGAUGUAACAUAUUAUUAUCAUUAUUAUCAUCUUAGCACUAUGUACAUUAUAAAAAAAAUUUUUAAUAUUCUUAUUUCGAUUCUUUAUUAUCAUUAAUAAUAUUAUUAUGGUCAUCAUCAUCACUAGUACGCUACCAUUAUUAUUAUUAUUAAAAAAUAUUAUUAUUAUUACUGUCA
Molecule: messenger RNA, 2939 nt
Organism: Megalopta genalis
Lineage: Eukaryota; Metazoa; Arthropoda; Insecta; Hymenoptera; Halictidae
Source: RefSeq, a predicted model, not a curated record